Molecule: messenger RNA, 946 nt
Organism: Eruca vesicaria subsp. sativa (arugula)
Lineage: Eukaryota; Viridiplantae; Streptophyta; Magnoliopsida; Brassicales; Brassicaceae
Source: the annotation of a GenBank genome assembly
CUUAAAAAAAAAAAAAAAAUUCCCAAUCGUGUGUGCAUCUCGAAAAUAUCUGAGCUUUUCAAAGUUUCCUAAUUGAUCGAAGCAGAGAGAUCGGGUAGUUGAGGUUGAAAGAUAACGCCCAAUGGACGAGGUGAUGACAGUGGCGGACGCCGGCGGAAACAGGAACGGAUCUCCUUCGUCGCAGAAUCUGCUUCCUCACAAUCUUCCCAUCCUAUCCGCUUUUCUCGCAUUCGCUCUCGCUCAGUUCCUCAAAGUCUUCACUAAUUGGUACAAAGAAAAGAGAUGGGACUCUAAAAAGAUGAUUAGUUCUGGUGGGAUGCCUUCCUCUCACUCUGCUACUGUCACUGCCUUAGCUCUUGCCAUUGGCCUUGAAGAGGGUGCUGGAUCACCUGCUUUUGCCAUCGCUCUUGUCUUGGCCUGCGUUGUAAUGUAUGAUGCCUCUGGGGUCAGGCUUCAUGCUGGUCGUCAAGCUGAGCUGCUGAAUCAAAUUGUUUGUGAGUUUCCGUCAGAGCAUCCGUUAUCCACAGUUAAACCCUUGCGUGAACUGCUUGGACACACUCCGAUCCAGGUUGCAGCAGGUGCUGUUUUAGGAUGCGUGGUAGCUUAUUUGAUGAGGAGUACACGCUAGUUGCUACACAACAACGGAUCCAAAAAUUCUUUUGAAAUCGUAGACCCUUCAGAAACUAUGUAAGAUUCAUCAGCUGAAGUUAGAUUAUCGGAAGUAUAUGGAAAAUUGUUUAAAUCUGUGUAAUAUAUAGAUCAUAGCUAAGAUACUUGUUACUACGUGAAGUGAACUGACUUGUAGUAGUCUAUUACUCUAUUUUCUUUUCCUAACUAUUACCUUGUUUUGUGUGUUUUAAUUGUCUUUACCAUUAUAUUGAGUAUUGGUAGAAAGUAUCAGAAGGUAUUGAUCCUUAUGAGUCAGCCUAACAGUUCUUUAACCAAG